CAAACCAGCGCUCCUGGUCCACCUUGUCAUGGCUUCAUUGCCGAAGGAGUUUGAAGCUUUUGUUGUGAACUAUAACAUGUCACCUGGAACAUGGGACGUAGAAAAGACAAUAGCAAUGUGUGUUCAAGAAGAGGAGAGACUAAAAGCCUCACAUGGUGGUACACUCAACUAUGUGCAUGGUCACAAAAGAAAGAAUUACAAUCAAAACAACAAAAGUUCUCCUUCAAAGCCACAAGGAAAAGUUUCCUAUCAGCAUCAGCGUCAGCAACAGCCUUUCUCAGUGGACAAAGACACUUGUCUCCACUGUAAGAAGACCGGGCAUUACAAGAAAGACUGUCCUGUUUGGCUAAAGUCGAUCAUGGCAAAAAGAGGGAUUCCAUUCGACGCGGACUACGCUAAGAAGCGAAAGACGCAUUGAAGUGGCGAACGGAGUUGAAGCAGAAGUUGAAGCUGUCGGUGAUAUCUCCUUGGAGUUAGCUGAUGGAUUCAAUCUUCUACUUAGAGAUGUUUUAUUUGUUCCAUCAUGUAAUAGAAACUUAAUAAGUGUUUCUUGCUUGGACAAAGAUAAUUAUGAGUGUUAUUUUGGACAUGGCAAGUGUGCCAUUUGGUUAAAUAAUGCUUAUGUGGGUGAUGCUUUACUACAUGAUGAGCUUUAUUUGUUAUCACUUCAUGAAAAAGUUUAUUCCGUUUGCAAUGUGAAAGAACAUGUUUCUGCGUCGAAUAAAGAACAAAAGAAAAGGAAAUGAACAUUUGACUCAUCGAAAUUAUGGCACUGUCGCUUGGGCCAUAUUUCGAAGGGGAGAAUAGAAAGAUUAGUCAAAAGUGAAAUUCUUCCUCCGUUAGAAUUUUCAGACUUAGAACAAUGCAUAGAUUGCAUUAAAGGAAAGUACGUAAAACAAAUCAAAAAAGGUGCAAUCCAUAGCACAGGCACACUAGAAAUCAUUCACAUUGAUAUUUGUGGACCAUUUC
Aegilops tauschii subsp. strangulata is the source of this 969-nucleotide messenger RNA. The record is from RefSeq and is a predicted model, not a curated record. NCBI's taxonomy places the organism in Eukaryota, Viridiplantae, Streptophyta, Magnoliopsida, Poales, Poaceae.